Molecule: messenger RNA, 1887 nt
Organism: Scheffersomyces stipitis CBS 6054
Lineage: Eukaryota; Fungi; Ascomycota; Pichiomycetes; Serinales; Debaryomycetaceae
Gene: IRS4
Product: Irs4p
Exons: 6
Coding region: 1-1887 (628 amino acids)
Biological process (GO): actin cortical patch assembly; endocytosis; endosomal transport
Cellular component (GO): plasma membrane; cytoplasm; actin cortical patch
Molecular function (GO): protein binding
Source: RefSeq, a predicted model, not a curated record
AUGUCUGAAAACUCAACAGCCUCACAUGCUGCGGCAAUGGCAGCCUUCAAGAGUCUAGCCAAUAAUAAUACUAGUAGUAGUUCUAUCCCUAGUUCAUAUAAGAUACCCACAUCCGCCGAAAGUGCUAAGAUACGUUCGCCAACUCCGCUCAACUCGAAUGCUGCAGUUCCACAGAAUCGCCCAAAAAGAGCUGCCACUUCUGUCGGAGUAAAAUCUACAACUAAACCUAUGGCUAAAUCAAUUGCUACACCAAUAUCUGUAAAACCAUCUAAAGCAAAUGGAUUCGUCUCCGGAGUUAACAAGCAACGUGCUCCACUACCACUUGCUAGAGCAGACUCCUCACUUAAGUCUUCCAGGCGAUAUCCGCAACUGAAAGGUCUACAAGCAUCGCUGUCUCUGAGUACUAUGCCCAAGGAUAUGAUCAACAGUGUAAAACAAUCUAUAGAAUCUAAAUCAGUAGGAAAAGAUCCGAGCCAAAAACGAAUUUCGUCUUUAUACGAGCCCCAAGAGAUGUUGAAGAACUUGCGUAGCUCCAUUUCUGCCAAAACUGUCUCAGGAACAAGUGUGAGACCCAUGAUAUCUGAGAAGAACCAGGCAAUGAUCAAUGGAAUCAGGGACAGAAUAGACCUGAAACGCAUAGUCACCGAUGUUUCCAAGACUUCACUGCUUUCAUCGGAAGAUGUAUCUCACCUACAAGGGCACGAUCUCGCCAACACACACACAUACCAACCUUUAAAUAACAAUGAUUCGUUCUCAUCCUUUGGUUCUUCCUUUCUGGAAGUUGAGCCUUCAAGUCUUUCCAAAGCCAACGGCGAAGAAGAUGAAGAGUCGAUAAUAGACAAUGCUAGUGCAACUGUUCAGGAGCACCCUCCUGUGAAUGAGGAAGUAGCAAAGAACAUGAAUAUGGACAAAACUCCCAAAGCAAAACCGAAAAGAAGACCGCCUCCUGAUCUUGUGAGUGGUCCAAGGGAAGAAACUCUGAUUCCGAUGUUCCAUGACAAAUCUGUUGAAUCUCUUCCAGAUGGAUACUCUUCCACUGAUGCCGAUAUCACGUUGGAAAAUGAUCGAAACUCGUCUCAAUCCAAGUUUCCUCAAUUCCCUGACAUAAAAAAACAUAAAAAAACUGAGAAAAAGGGAAAUUUUCUUAAGAAAUAUUCUCGACCAUUAAAAUGUGUGGAUAACGAAGUUAACCUUCUUGAUCUGGACGAAGCUGAGGAAGAAGACGAGACUGACAGUUCAUAUGGAAAGAGAGCCCCGCAGAUCUUGACUCCUCCUACACAACAGGUGCGAUUGAAGUCGACAAUGAGAAAAACUAACAGAAGGAAAGAGAAAAAGUAUAUGUUCAACGAAAACAAACCGUGGAAAAAUCACAACGAAUUGUCUAGUAUCUCAGAACAAGAAAGAAAACGGUACGAAGGUCUCUGGGCCAGUAACAAAGGCAACUAUAUGAACUCAGUAGUCACCAGGUUAGUAGGUGUGGACUAUGACCUGGGUAAAUCUGAACCAGAAGUGGAAGAAGAAGAGGAUUCAAGAAAAGCAGCUCGUCUCUCUUCCAAAGCUGGAACUUUUGAUUCUGGCAAAAUGAGUGAUCAAGAAAACUUUCAUGGUUUACUUUCUGUUGAAGUCGACCAGCUUAUACAUGGAGUCGUUGUUAGAAGAAUAUGGAAGAGAAGUAGAUUGCCACGAGAAACACUAGAAGCGAUCUGGAACUUGGUUGACUUUAGAAAAGAUGGUACGCUUAACAAACCUGAAUUUGUAGUUGGUAUGUGGCUUGUUGAUCAAUGUUUGUAUGGGCGGAAGUUGCCGAAGAAGGUAGAGAACGAGGUAUGGGAUAGUUUGGGAAGCAUUGGGUUGAAUGUAGUAGUACGCAAGAAAGGAAAACGAUAG